Messenger RNA from Varanus komodoensis (Komodo dragon), 2564 nucleotides. It is a transcript of the gene FBXL6, whose product is annotated as F-box and leucine rich repeat protein 6. Gene Ontology annotation, cellular component: SCF ubiquitin ligase complex. Gene Ontology annotation, molecular function: protein binding. The transcript is spliced from 11 exons. Gene Ontology annotation, biological process: SCF-dependent proteasomal ubiquitin-dependent protein catabolic process. The record is from RefSeq and is a predicted model, not a curated record. Bases 1 to 2256 code for a protein of 751 amino acids. Lineage: Eukaryota; Metazoa; Chordata; Lepidosauria; Squamata; Varanidae.
AUGGGGUUCUCGCACACCGGACGGCACACAGCAACGACAACGCUCGAGGCAACACAAGGAGAACAGGCCAGCGCCGCUCCCCCGCCAGCUCUUACCUUCUGCCAGUUCAGGGGCAGCCUCUUCGGGGCAGCCACGGAGCCCGCAGCAGAUUACCGGGCAGCCAGGCACAAGGCACCGCCGGAUGCCCCGGGAGCAUCAGCACCUAAAUGGGAGCGUGGCGGACCUCACUGGCCUGUCCUGAGGCGGACAGCGGCGGCUGCUGCCUCUGCGGCGUUUCCCGGUGUCUCGGUGGCCGUCAGUGCCGCCUUCGCCCUUCAGACUUCCAGUUACUCAUUGUCAUUUACAGCGCCAGCCGAGCGCGCCUCCAAACAGCUCCUGAACCAUGAGAGCACCCACAUUUACAGCAGCACAGCCAACAGCACUUCAGAGAUAAGGUGGUGCAACCUUUUAUCCAUGCCGGUGCCGCGGCCGUCAGCUUCUCGCCCGCGCCGCGCCUCUCCCUGCGGGCUGGACCUGCGCGACGCGCCCGGGAUGGACGGGAGGGCGCCGGGGAGGCGGCCGCGGGCCGCCCGCAAGAGGGCGACCGGCAGCGGGGGGCCCCCCGGCCAGGCCCCGAAGAGGAGGAGGAAGCGGCCCCUCGCGGCCCCCCGCAGGGCGGCCCCCCGCUACCUCGUGCACGAGACCGACGACGACGUGCUGCUGCUCAUUCCCAACGUGGGGGCGGCUCCCGAGCGCCCGCGCCAGAAAGUGCCCGGGAAGAGGGAGCGGACGCAGAAGCCGGUGCGGAAGAGGCCGCAGCAGAAGCGCGCGGGGGAGAGAGGAAGCGGCCCGGAGCAGGGCAUUGAAGGAGGGCCUGUGGCCGGCCAGCAGGUGCCUCCCGGCCUCCCCGAGGGAGAAGGGGAGGCGCUCCCUCCAGCCGCCCCGUCGGCUGCACAGGGGGCCUGGGGCAAGCAGCUCCCCGUGGAGAUCCUGGUCCAGAUAUUCCGGCUCGUGGUGGCGUUGGAAGGCUCUGUGCCCUUCCUCUGCAGGAUGGCUCGGGUGUGCCAGCUCUGGUAUGGCGCCGCUUCCAGUCCUGCGCUUUGGAAGAAGGUGUCUGUCAGCCAUUGCUGGACAACCCCCAGCAAAAAAUGUCCCCCUGCCCUAGAGAAGAGAGUCCUGGGCACAGUGGAGUGGCUGGCUGCCAACAGAUUUUCCCAUCUCCAAGACUUUGCUCUCUGUCACUGGAAGAGUCACGUGGCUUUCGUCCUGAAGGCACUUGGCAGUUCUUGUCCUCUCCUUGCAUCUCUCAAACUGUCCUAUUGCGGUGGGGUCACCACAGAGUCCCUGUGCGCACUGGCCGGAUGCUGCCCGCAGCUUAAUAGUCUGAAUCUGCAGAACUCCCAGGUUGACUCCUCAGCAGUGCUCAGACUCCUGGAAGCCGCUGGCCCUCGGAUCCGGUGCCUGUGGCUGACGUACAGCAGCCGAAUGAGCGCCAUUAUGGCUGUGCUCUCGAGUGGCAGCUGUCCGGAACUGCGGCUCCUGGAUGUGAACACGGAAAUUGAGCAGAGCAACCAGCACUUCCAGCUGCCCGUUGAACAGCUCCAAGCAGCCUGCCCCCAGCUGCAGGUGCUGCGCCUGAUCAACAUCGUCUCCUUCCCCAAGCCCCUCCCCGCCUCCGCCCCCAGCUGCCCGGGCUUCCCGCUGCUCGAGGAGCUGUGCCUGGCCACUGCGUACUUCUCCCUGGUGGACGACCGCAUGCUCCAGCGCCUCCUGCGCGCCUCGAGCCGGCUCCGCGUGCUGGACCUGCGCGGCUGCUUCCGCGUGACGCCCAGGGGCUUGGGCCUGCUGCCGUGCCCAGACGUGGAGCAGCUCUACCUGGGCCUGUACUGCAGCGCCAACCACCUGCGCCUCCCCCUGGAGGGGAGCCCCCUCAUCACCGGGAAGUGGAGCCACAGCCUGCGGGAGCUGGACCUGACCGGCCAGUGCUUCAGCGAGAGCGACCUGGAGCAGGCGAUGGCCGCCUUCGCUCUGGAAGCAGGCACACGGCGGGAGCCGGUCCUGCGCUCCCUCAACGUCGCCGGGACCAAGGUUGCCGUCAGCACCGUCAGCGCCCUGAUCGCGAGCUGCCCUGCCCUCGGCUACCUCAACCUGUCGUCCUGUCGCCACUUGCCGCGGGGCACCAAGAAGGCGUACCGUGGCCGCGCGGAAAUCCACCAGUGCCUGCAGCAGCUGCUCUCCAGCUCCGAGGAGCCCGCCCGCGCAGAGGGGCCCACGUGACCGCGGCCUCCCCGAGGAGCCCGCCGUGCCAGCGCCGGUGCAGCCUCUCCUCCGCGACGGCUGCCCCGUUCUUCUCAGGAGCUGCGCCGAUCCUGGCGGGACCCCCAUCCCUGCCAGGGCGGCAUCCCUCCGGCCCACAGGGGCGUGCGCAGAGCCCCGCAGACGGCGGGGAGCCGGCGGGCCUCCCAGUGUCACAGGAGGGAACUUCUCAGGGCGCUCGUCUGCUUCCCUUUGUGCCUUGUGUGUGUCUUCUCUGGGGUGUGUAGAUCUCAAGUCGAGCAGCAUUAAAAGAAAGAGGUGCUUUGGUU